Pieris brassicae (large cabbage white) is the source of this 1552-nucleotide messenger RNA. RefSeq names its product pre-mRNA-splicing regulator female-lethal(2)D (gene fl(2)d). Gene Ontology annotation, biological process: regulation of alternative mRNA splicing, via spliceosome. The record is from RefSeq and is a predicted model, not a curated record. The transcript has 5 exons. Bases 193 to 1098 code for a protein of 301 amino acids. NCBI's taxonomy places the organism in Eukaryota, Metazoa, Arthropoda, Insecta, Lepidoptera, Pieridae. Gene Ontology annotation, cellular component: nucleus.
AUGGCGGCGACGAACUCGAGUUAGAAUAGUUAUGAGUUAUCAAUUACAAUUAAUUUACUAAGUAAUUGAAGUUCGUGCUAAAUAUAGUGAUAAAGUUUUUUCAAAUAAAUAUAUUUAUGUUUAAUCAGAUUAACCAUAAUCAGUUUAUAUUCAAACUUCCAGAGAGCCUCUUAACUCGUUAGUGAGAGUGCGAUGUCAGAGGAGUUAGAGAGACAUGUCGAGACGGCGAGCGACGCUGCCGCUGGCAGCGGCGUCACAAACGUGGCGCGAGUGUUAUUGACCCCUCAGCAGCUCGAGACAGCGACCGCGGAGUCUCUCCGUACCUCGUGGAAAAACCAGGACUCGUAUAUUGAGCACCUCGAGACAUUGAACAAACAGUUGGAAGGCAGCUUGGAAAAGGCGAAAGGUGUAGAAGAAAGAAUAAGGCAACAAUAUGCAGAGUCACAACAUCGCGAAAAGGUUCUUGUUAGGAGAUUAGCUGCUAAAGAACAAGAAAUACAAGACUAUGUUAGUCAAAUCACAGAACUCAAAUCAUCACACGCAAGUUUAAAUGGGCGACCGUCGUUACUGGAUCCAGCCGUUAACAUGCUUAUAUUAAGGCUUAAGCAGGAGCUAACAUCAACUAAAGCUAAGCUAGAGGAGACUCAAAAUGAAUUAUCGGCCUGGAAAUUUACACCAGACUCAAAUACUGGGAAAAAGCUAAUGGCAAAAUGUCGUCUGUUGCAUCAAGAGAAUGAAGAUCUCGGCCGAAUGACUUCUAGUGGCCGGAUAGCUAAGUUAGAAGGUGAUUUGGCAUUGCAGAAAAGUUUUAGUGAAGAAGUUAAAAAGUCACAAUCCGAAAUGGAUGAGUUCCUACAAGAAUUAGAUGAAGAUGUGGAAGGGAUGCAGAGCACAGUGCUAUUCUUGCAACAAGAGUUGCGAGCGACACAUGCUACAGUUAAUGGAAACCGGCCAAACACACCCGCUGACAAACGAACUUACUCGGGUAGUGAGUGCAGUGACACACCAGUCGGAAAACGGCGCCGCGCCUCUGUGCUUUCUCUAGACUAUAAUGAAGAAGAAGAACCACUGACAGUGACUAACGGUGAAGCGGACUAGUGAUCAAACAUUUAUCUAUGAAUUCUCUGAGCGGUCUUUCUUCAAGUGUUAUAGACGAAAUUCAAUUGCAUUGCAAUUAAUGCAUCACGUUUUGAGUAAGUGAUGUGUAAUGUGGAAAGUAUUAGUGGACCAUUCUGAACAAGAUGUGAAUUUGACAUUGAUUUUUAUUAUUGGAACAAACAGAUGACAAUUUUGUAAUUUAUUUAUGUAAAGUGCAUUAAUGUGAUAAUUUGACUUAUAUGAGCAAUAAUAGUUUUUGUUGCCAAUGUUACUAUGGACGCCUCCAUUGGUGAAUAUUCCUCGUGUUGCAAUAACAAUGACACUAAGCCUAAGAUAAAUGAUUGCCGAGUUUUUAUUGAAUUUAUGUGAUUUUCUAAAUGAAAUGUUUCUAUUUUGAAAUUAGGAUUGAAUGUAUAUAUAGAGUUAUGUUAAUAAACAUAUGUCAUCAGUUAAA